AUUUUUAUCGGGAUAUAUAUAUAUUUAUUUUGGUUAAAUUUGUUCAAAAAUGUUGGCGCCCCAAGAGAAUCGUUUUCAAUAUGUUUACUUUACGCUCUCCGGUCUGGUGGCAUGCACCAUGCUCAUACUAUUCUAUAUCUCCAUGCGCACAACCAUUAAUGAACGCCUGCGCGAUGAUCUCAAGCUGCUGCAACGUCAACUCAUCUAUGAGAAACCGAAUCCAAAUUGGGCCUACAACAACACCUGGCAACGCAUUGGCAAUACAACAUUGAGGCAUGAAAUAUACUCUGCCUACUUUGAUGUUCGUACAGAUAUUAUUAGUAACGUGCAGCUGGAUGAGCACCAGUUGACGGUGGGUUCGUUGCGGAUCUUUGCCAUUUUGCCGGAGAGACUCCGUGACUCGAGGGUCAGUUGCAUUGUGAGGUAUGCGGACUUUUCGAGUCACGAGAUUGUGGCCGAGGAGGCGGCUGCGAUGCACGAUGUGCACAACAACAGCUUUGCGGCAUGGAGCAUUAUGUGUCCGCUGCAGGUGAAGAAGGAGUCGCCGCUGUGGCUGCCACAAGAAGUGGCACUGAGCUAUGCCUCCAAUCGAGCGAGUCAUGUCUCUCCGCGCUUCAUACAGAUUAGUUAUCCUCGCAACAUGUCGGAGAUGUUUAACAAAUCUCGUGCCACAAUCUCCGUGUGCGUUGGACCAUUGCAGGAGAACUACUCGAAUGUGCUGCGUCUGGUGGAGUUUGUGGAAAUGUAUCGAUUGCAGGGCGCCGUUCACUUCUACUUCUACUACGUGGAGGCCAGCGAGGAGGUGAGACGUGUGCUGGAUCACUAUCAGCAUCUGCGACUCGCCGAUGUCUUCGAGUGGAAUGUCCAGGCGCAUCUGCAGGAUGUUCACUAUGCCGGGAUUGUGGCGCAGUUCAAUGACUGCGUCUAUCGUGCCAAUGUGGUGGACAAUCAUCGCUAUGCGGCCGUUGUGGAUCUGGACGAGGUGCUGAUGCCCUUGAAGCACAACUCUCUGGCGGAUUAUCUGCGACAGUGUGACGAGGGUCGCACCUCGGGCUUCGUCUUUCGCAAUGUGUUCUUCUACCGCCGCGAUAGCAACGAUACCUUCAAUGCACCUGGUCACAUCGUGAAUCGCGUGCUCUACACGCAGUCCAAGGUGCGACGCACUCUGGAGGUGAUGCCCGCCUAUGUGCGGAGCAAAGUGGUGGUGAAUACACGUGCCAUUGUCGAGAUGGGGAAUCAUCAGGUUUAUCGCUCGGCGCCCGGCUUUGUCGAUCACAUAGUGCACCAGACGGUGGGACUGCUCUUUCACUAUCGCGACAAGUGCAUCAACUGCAAAAUGGUGCUGAUUGUGGACUACACAGCACGGCGAUUUGGCUCGCUGCUCUUCGAUCGCGUCGAUGGCACUUGUCUGGCGGUCUUCAUGGAGCGACGUGGCAUCUGUACGCUGGCGUAACCCGAACCAAUGGCGAUGGCAGUGCCUUAUCGCCCGGGUAAACGCCCAUCGAAUGGACAACCAGUUGUCAUGUCAGUCUUGUGGCGUCGCUUGUGGCCUCAACAACAUCAUGCUAAAGUUCUGUUCGCUGCGUCGCGGUGGCCAGCAAUCAAAGUCAGCAACAAAGUCAAGCUCGAAUUCGAAAUCGAAAUCGAAUUUGGAGGCGCCACCGUUGCCCGCCAAACGUGUGUCCAAAAGUGUAUGACUAUUUCAUUUUAGUCCCUAAGAAAUGUUCGCCUUGUGCUCUUUGUCUACUCAAUAAAUGCUAAAAAUGUGCUUUAAGUGAAGUUU
Messenger RNA from Drosophila innubila, 1783 nucleotides. RefSeq lists its product as uncharacterized. NCBI's taxonomy places the organism in Eukaryota, Metazoa, Arthropoda, Insecta, Diptera, Drosophilidae. The coding region runs from base 50 to 1453 and encodes 467 amino acids. The record is from RefSeq and is a predicted model, not a curated record. The transcript has 4 exons.